GUCCCCAUGAGGCCACCGCUGCUGCCGCUGCUGGUGCUGUGCGUGCCGCGGCUCCCGGGGACCCCGGCAGAGGGUGAGGGAUGCAACCGGACAGCACAGGCAUGGCUGGAGGGACAGGACACGCGUGGUGACAGAGGCACCCUCCUGAACGUCAGCGUGAGUGACCAUGGCCGGUCAGACUCCCUCCUUGUGUCCUGGGAUGAGCCAGAGGAAGGUGCCAAGGGAUAUUCGCUCGCCCUCUCCUCCCUGGGCUCAGGCAGGCCACUGCAGAAUGGGUCUGCUGGGCCCAACACCACCAGCUUCUGGUUCCACGGGCUGACCCCUGGCACACGCUACGAGAUCGAGGUGACAGCCACGCUGGCCUGCAUGGAGACUAUCAGCCAGACCAUCACAGCUCAGACAAGUCCGUCACCCGUCCGCAACCUGAGCCUCAGCAGUGGCGGGAGCUCGGCCUCGCUGAGGGCGGCCUGGGCGCACGGCCCGGGGCAGCGCGAGGGCUACGGCCUGGCCCUGUACCACAGCGACUCCCAGGCGCUGGUGAGGAACGUGUCCCUCCCGCCCAGCGCCUCCACCUUCCUGUUCGACGGGUUGCUGGCCGGCAGCGAGUACGCCUUGAAGGUCAGCACUCUGACUGGGUCCAGCCAGGCCAGCACCAGUGUCCACCAGUGGACAGCUCCCUCCAUCCCCACCCAGCUGAGGCUCAGCCCAGGCUCCAGCACCAGCCUCGUCGCCUCCUGGGCAGGGGCUGCGGGGGCUGCCUGGCUGCACCUUGAGCUCCGCAACCUCCUCACCCAGACAGUCACCACGACCCUGUCAGCCAGGAGGGGCCUCACCAGCUACACCUUCCAGCACCUCCACCCCGGCACCCAGUACUGGCUGGGGCUCAGCGCCACAGCCGGGCCCUACACUGUAGUGGGACCCAAUGCCACUGCCUGGACAUACCCCUUGAGCCCUGACAAUGUGACCCUGAGCAGUGCAGAGGAGCAGAGCUCCUUGCAGGCUCUCUGGAGCAUCCCAGUGGGACACAGGGACUUCUACCUGGUGACGCUGCGAGAGGGAGAGGAUGGUGUUGUGACGAGGAACAUCUCCGUCGGCGGGGACAAUGGUCACGUCACCUUCCAUGGGCUGAGCCCUGGGAAGCAGUACUCUGUCCAGGUGAUGGUGGUGGCAGGGCCAUACCAGGCAUCAGCCUUCAGCACAGCAGCUUGGACAGAGCCACUAGCACCAUCUGGCGUGAGCCUGUCCAGCCAGGGCAGCCCCCACAGCCUGCUGGCCAGCUGGGAGGAGGCGAUGGGGGAGGGCUAUCUGCUGGCCCUCAGCCCUGCCGAGCACCCCGUGAAGAACAGCUCGUUGCUCAGGGGCGUCACCAGCUUCACCUACGAGGGCCUCCACCCUGGCACCCUCUAUACCUUUGAGGUCAGCACCGUGGCUGGCCCCUACACAUCCUCACCCCAGUGCGUCUCCAACUGGACAUACCCUUUGCCCCCGGAGCAGCUGACCCUCAGCAAUGGGGGCCACAGCACCUCUCUACAAGCCUCCUGGAGAGCAGCUUCCUCUGGCAGCACUGGCUACACAGGGACCCUCCUGGAAACCAAGUCCCAGAAGCGGAUCAGGAAUGUGACUUUGGGGAAUGACUGGACGAAUGUGACCUUGGAGGACCUCGUCCCCGGGCGACAGUACACACUGGAGGUGGCUGCUGUGGCUGGACCUUACAGAUCCCCUGUGCAAUCAGCCACGGACUGGACAUACCCCCUGGCUCCAGCUGGCGUGACCCUGACCAACACCCGGCGCCCACUGGGGCUCUCAGCCUUCUGGGACAAGGCUGCUGGUGAUGUGGACCAGUUCUACCUCCAGCUCUACAGCAAGAGCCAUGCAGCACAGAGGAACAUCUCAGUGGGGCCAAACACCCACAACUUCACAUUCCUGGGGCUGUCCCCUGGCACUCAAUACUUCCUGAAGGUGACCGUCCUCAGUGGCCCAUACAGAUCCUCAUCACACUUUGCCACUGAGUGGACAUAUCCUCUGUCUCUGGCUAAUGUGAGCGUACAGCCUGGCCGGAGACCCCAGGAGCUGCACGUGAGCUGGGUGGAGUCUGGCGGUGGCAGAGACCACUUGGUACAGCUCUCGGUGGCCGAGUCCCUGUCUGUCAUCAGGAACGUGUCUGUGCCCCGUGGAGUCACCCAGCUCGACCUGGAGGGGCUGGUACCAGGGUCCCGGUACCGCGUGGAGAUCAUUUCUCAGGCUGGGCCUCACCACAUCUCCUCUCAGACUGCCAUUGGCUACACCGUCCCACUGCCUCCUCGUUCCCUAUCUGCCAGCCCUGUCAGCACUGCCUGGGCUCUGGCUGUGCACUGGGAGACUGCUCCUGGGCAGAGGGAUGGAUACCUGCUCAGUGUGCUCGAGGAGGGCUCUUCUGCACCACCAAGGAACCUGGAAGCAGGGAAGGACAGCACCAAUGUCACUGUGCCACAGCUGGAACCAGGAACAUGCUACCUUGUUGGCAUCUGGGCAGUGGCUGGACCCUACCGCUCCCUCCCCAGGAACAUCACCAGCUGCACAGUUCCUGCAGCCCCAACAAACCUGAGCCUUACAAACCCAGGCAGUUCCUCAGAGCUUUACACAUCCUGGAAUAAGCCCCCCGGCAGGAGGGACCACUACCGCAUUACCCUGUAUAGCCUCAGCACCCAGAGCAGGGUUCAGGUCCAGACCUUGAGUCCAGAUGCCCAGAACAUCACCUGGACUCACCUGGAGGCAGGCAGCAGGUUUGCUGUGCAGGUCACUGCUGUGAAAGGCUCGUUAGAAGCCUCUUCCAUCAACGUCACCCAAUGGACACAUCCCUUGGCCCCUGCCAACCUCACCCUGGGCAGCCCCUCAGCCUGGGUGCUGUUGGCCUCCUGGGCAGCAGCAGGGCGAGGGGCAGAAGGCUUCGUGGUGGAUGUCUAUGACACAGCCUCUGGCACUCACGUCGGGCACACGGUGCUGGGAGGCAAUGCCAGGAGUCACAUCUUCAGGAGCCUGAGCCCUGGCACCCUCUACAGCGUGGCAGUGAGGGCCACAGCUGGGCCCUUCCAUGCCAGUGCCCCCAACCUCACCCACUGCACACGUCCGCUGCCCCCGGCUGCCGUGCGCUGGCUGAGCACGGGACACCCCAACAGGCUGAGCGCGGCCUGGGGCGCCGCGGCCGGGGGGAGAGAGGGGUACACACUGACCCUGUUCCACGCAAGGCCGGGCACCGUGGCAGCCACAGCCUCGCUCAGCAGAGACACCCACGACUUCACCUUCACGGGACUGGCCCCAGGACACGAGUACUCCCUGGAAGCCAGUGCCACAGCUGGACUGUACCAGGCAGCAGCGCCCAAAAUCAGCGGCUGGACACGUCCAUUGCCCCCGGCUGCCGUGCGCCUGCUGAGCACGGGACACCCCGACGGGCUGAGCGCAGCCUGGGGCGCCGCGGCCGGGGGGAGAGAGGGGUACACACUGACCCUGUUCCACGCACGGCCGGGCACCGUGGCAGCCACAGCCUCGCUUGGGAGAGACACCCACAACUUCACCUUCACGGGACUGGCUCCAGGAAGCAAAUACGUGCUGGAGGUGGCGUCCAUGGCUGGGUCCUUCAGGACACCCGCAGGGAAUGUCAGCAACUGGACAUACCCCCUGGCACCCCGUAACGUGUACAUGACGAACCAGGGGUAUCCCAACAGGCUGAGCGCGUCCUGGCGAGCUGAACCCCAAGGACAAGACAGUUACAGGCUCCUCCUGUAUCAUUCAGGAUCAGGUGUUUUGGCAGCCAAUGUCUCUGUUGGGAAAGGCACCAGCAAGUUCACCUUCUCUGGCCUGGCUCCAGGACACAAAUACCUGCUGGAAGUGGUGUCUGUGGCAGGGCCCUACACAGCGUCCGCGGGGAACAUCAGUGACUGGACAACCCCCUCAGUUCCCAAAAAUCUCUCAGCGGUGGCUGAAGGGAACAACACGAUGCUUAUCUCCUGGGGCAGUGUCUCUGGACAGCAGGACGAGUGCCAGCUGUGGCUGCGGGACCCCCGGAACAGCUCUCUGCCCUGGCGGCACUCCCUGGGCAGAGGGCAAGUCCAACAGCUCCUCCAGGGGCUGAUCCCAGGCAGGAACUACUCUGUGUCCUUGAGCUGCGUGGCUGGGCCGUACUGGAGCAGCACCAAGUCCUUGGCAGUGCCAAUAGAGCCAAACCCCGUGGAGGAUGUGCAAUGCCUACCACAGUCAAGGAGCCUUUACUUGAACUGGACAAGCUCUCCUGGAGAUGUGGAGGCUUAUGAGGUGGUGACAGAGAGACUGUCUGAUGGACCUCCCACCUCCAAGUACAUCAUGAGCAUCCCUGUGAAUGAGGCCAGUUUGGAGGGGCUGGAGCCAAACUCCUCCUACCAAAUCAUUUUGAGUGCUGUGGGCAUGAACACACUGAGGAGCCAGGCUGUGACUCUGCUAUGCAGCACAGCAGUGGAGGCCUUGCCCCCACCCCUGCGUGCAGACGUCUUCCAGGUGGAGUCCAGCUCCACAGUUAUCAUUUCAUCCGACCUGUUCAGUGAGGAGAAUGGCCAGAUCGAGUAUUAUGGUGUCAUUGCUACCACUAAUGACUCAUGUAAGCCCACCCAGGAGAUCAUGUCCAGCACAUGGUAUGACCACUAUUAUGGGACAGAGGACUCCUACCUGGCAGUGCUCAUACCCAAUCCCUUCCACCAGAGGAGCUCCCUUGAGACCUGGCGAGUGCCAGUGGGAACAGAGGAGUGCGGCCAGUCCAGGGCAACGUGCAAUGGGAAGCUGAAAGCCGACAAACAGUACAGGUUCAGCAUUGCUGCCUUCACCAAAUAUGACCCAGUAGCCCCUGCAGUGGCAUUCACCAUGUUCUCAGCUGCUGGAUCUGGUGCAGAUACAACUCCACUCUCAAUGCCAAUAAUAGCUGGAAUCAUUGUGGGAUUUCUCCUAACACUUGCAGCUAUUUUUGCUUUGGUUUACUGGAAACAGCUCAGAGCAAAGAGAACCAAGAAGAGCAGCCUGCCCCAGGAAAUGGUGACCUACAGCUUGAGAAAUGUCCACCGGCCAGUUCCUCUACAGAACUUCAAGCAGUACUAUGAGAUGAAGACAGCAAGUGCUAACCACGCCUUUUUCCAGGAAUUUGAGGAGCUGAAGGAAGUUGGGAAGAGCAAUCGAAGGUGGAGGCUGAAACUACCAGCAAACAUCUCCAAGAACAGAUAUGCCCAUGUGCUGCCCUAUGAUCACUCGCGGGUCAAGCUGAGCCAGCUGGGGGAGGAUCCACACUCAGACUACAUCAAUGCCAACUUCAUGCCUGGCUACACAUCCCAGCAGGAGUUCAUUGCCACCCAGGGGCCCCUCAAGAAAACCAUAGAGGACUUCUGGAGGCUGGUGUGGGAGCAAAAUGUCUGCAACAUCAUCAUGCUGACAGUGUGCAUGGAGAACGGGCGGGUCCUCUGUGAUCAUUACUGGCCGUCAGAAUCCGCCCCGGUUUCCUAUGGGCAGGUGCAGGUCCACCUGCUGACACAGAGCAGCUCUGAGGAGUGGACCAUGCGUGAGUUCAAGCUGUGGCACGAGGGUCUCCGGGCAGAGCGAUACGUGUCCCACCUGCACUACACAGCCUGGCCCGACCACGGGAUCCCAGAGUCCACGACGUCCAUCAUGACCUUCCGAGAGCUGGUCCGGGAGCACAUCCAGAGCACUAGGGAUGCAGGGCCAACCCUCGUGCACUGCAGUGCUGGCGUGGGCCGCACUGGCACCUUCAUUGCCCUGGACCGGCUGCUGCAGCAGAUGAAGCAGGAGAAGGUGGUGGACAUUUUUGGUGUUGUUUACACCUUGCGGAUGAACCGGUACCAGAUGAUUCAGACGCUGUCCCAGUACAUUUUCCUGCACAGCUGUAUCCUGGACAAGAUCUUGGAGGAACCUCUCCUGGGUUUAUCAGGGACAGAGAGGUCCUGCCCCAUCCCACUGAAGAGCUUUGCCCAGCACUAUGCCCAGAAGGCAGCCAAGUCCCACCUGGGCUUCCUGAGGGAGUAUGAGACCCUCCUGGAAGUUGUCAAAGAAGAAGCCAGCUCUGCAUCACCACCUUCAGGCAGCCAGCAGACACAGCCCUCUUCCAGCAUCCUCCCAUAUGAUCGCUCCAGAGUGAAGUUUUCCCUGCUGGAACAGAGUCCUUCCUCAGGACUCCUGCAGGUGUGGCGUGUCCCGGGCUGCAACCCCAGCAGGGACUAUCUGGCUGUCCAGGGCCCUGACAAGCUGACCAUGGAGGAUUUCUGGACCCUGGUGUGGGAACAGGAUGUUCACACCAUCCUAACACUUCUCCUAUGGCAGGACAAGGGGGAGGUCCAAGGGGAGGCGUGCUGGCCCCUGGAAGGUGACUCACUCUGCACAAAGACACUGACCAUCCAGAGUGGCACAGAGAAGCUUGUCUCGGGAUGGAGAUGCACCCAGCUCAAACUGAAGCACGAGAAGAAAGCAAAGGAGAGGCAGGUACAGAUGUUCCUGUACACGCUCUGGAGCAGCAAGAAGCAGCCUGAUGUCCAGAGCCUGGUGGAGCUGCUCACGGCUGUCAGACGGUGCCUGCCCCACCGCAGGAGAACCAGUCCUCUCCUGCUGCACUGCAGUGGUGACAUGAGCCAGAUAGGGACACUGAUCUCCCUGGAUUGCCUGUUGCACCAGAUGAAAGCUGAGAGAAUCGUGGACAUCUAUGGCGUGACCCUCCAGCUGGCCCGAAGCUGCUGCCUCAUGACCCCUACUCUGGACCAGUACAUGUUCCUGUACUCCUGCAUCCAGGACAUCAUCACUCAGAACCAGCCCUAACACUGCUCGGCCCUUCCCGGCACGAUCCUGCCCUCCCCCUCUCUGGGGCCCUGGAUGGAGCUGGGGUGAGAGCCCUGUGGGACUCCUGGCACAGAGUGAGCCCUGCAGCGAGCAGUGACCUACCCUGGCACUGUCACCAACUCACCCCACGUGAUGUGAGCAGCGACACGGGGCCUUCUGGACAGACAGACAGUGCCACACACUGCCACGGCCCCUCGGUGCAGACACAGCAAGGGGCUGGGCAGGAUGCUCUCCUGCUUUGGACAUCUCCAGGAUUCCUGGUGCCUGGAAGGUUUGCUAACCCCCCUGCAGUUCACACGGCAGCUGUGGGGCUCUGUGGUGCCCCCGAGGUCCAACAGGAGCACGGAGCACUGUGGUCUCCAUGUGCCCACGGGCACCAGUGUGUCAGGGUCUCGAUGUGCUGUGGACAGAGCACUGUGGGACCCGGCUUGUCUUGGCUGAUGGAACGGUCUUAGGUACAAACAAUAAACAGCCCUAGGAAAGCGUGUGCUCCUAA
Molecule: messenger RNA, 7333 nt
Organism: Chiroxiphia lanceolata (lance-tailed manakin)
Lineage: Eukaryota; Metazoa; Chordata; Aves; Passeriformes; Pipridae
Product: receptor-type tyrosine-protein phosphatase V-like
Exons: 39
Coding region: 7-6816 (2269 amino acids)
Biological process (GO): angiogenesis; protein dephosphorylation
Molecular function (GO): protein tyrosine phosphatase activity; cadherin binding
Source: RefSeq, a predicted model, not a curated record